GUUUUCCCUCCUUCUGAGCCAGGUUAAAUAAGGGAGGCAGAGUCUGUGACCCUUAGUCGCAAAGCUGCCCCCUUGCUGGGAACUCCCUUCCCCUUGUGCCUGGCACGGUCUGAGUGUGUCUGUGUGUGUGUGUGAAUGUUGGUAUUCAUGCACACCCAUGUACAUCUCGGUCCCUCCUUCCCUACUGCAGGGACAGGAAGUUUCUCUUCCAGCUUUGGGCCGGGGUGAUGCCAUGUACAGAUCUCAUCCCGGGCAAAAGAGAAGCGGUUCUUCGACGUCGGCUGAGAAUGCCUUCCCCCCUGCACUCCUUCCCCAUCCGCGUGCUAUGAGCAGAUUCCCUGCUGGUGACACAGCUUCAGACCAGACAGUGGCCAGAUCCGGCGGGCACGAAGAUCUUCACCAGCGACAGGUCCUCUUCCUGCGAGGAGAACUUUCCGAAGCUCCACUGUGGAAGCCCAGUGCCCAGAGGUCCCCAGCGCCUCGGACAUUCUUCCCACCACCCCGUUCGAAUUUAUGGUUCAACUACAGGGAGCCCGUCAGAAGACCUCCCGGUAAGGGUGGCUGGCAGGCACCGAAGCCGCCCUCUCCUCCUAAACCAAGUUACUUCGCCGCUUGUCCGAAAGGUGGAGUUGACCAACUCGUCUCUAACUUCCAGGGGCUGACCCUCGGCCAGCAGGACCUGGAGGGAGAUCUCCUGGAGAUCCUGAGGGAUCUGAAAUCUGGGCAGACCAUCUCCGCUCGCCAGCUGGCCCAACGGCUGCGCGCCCAGAAGAAAGUGGUCAACCGUCACCUCUACAAGCUUUACCGCCGAGGGCAGCUGAGUCGGUCGGGGACGACCCCGCCAUUGUGGAGGCUAGCCGACGGUCGCGACUCCGGGGAAGCAAGCCGAGAGGGACGUCCGGCCAGCCGGGAGAAGAAUCCCAGUCCCUUUUUUGGUUUGGGGACCGAAGAAGAAGGAGGAGGAAGUUCGUCUUCUGACCAGGAGGAUUCCUUUGAUUCUCCUGACAUGGCCGAAAUCAAGGAGAAGAUCUGCAGCUUCCUCCUUGGGGUGACGGACUCCACGGCUCUCAACCUGGCCAAGAACAUCGGCUUGACCAAAGCCAGGGAUGUCAACGCCACCCUCCUCGCCCUGGAAAAACUGGGCGACGUCCACAAGGAGAACUCCAGCCCUCCCAAGUGGUCCCUCACAGACAAUAAGCGGAAACGGAUGCAAGUCAAGAUGAAAGCGGAAGAGGUCCGGCAGGCGGUUACGGUAGACAACGAGCCUCCAGCCCCGUGCACCGAACCGGAGGCCCCUGCCGAGGUGCCCUCCCCUCGCCCGUCUCCGCCGCCGGAGAACGAGGAGAAGAAAAUCGAGAACGGGCAGCAGGCGGCCGAGGUGACCGAACCGAGCGGCGGUGGCGGCGGUGGCUGCCCCCCUCCGUGGUCGAGUCCCUCGUCCAAGCGCCCCCGGUACCGCCGUUUCUCGCCGUACGGCUACUUCGAGGCCAGCAGCUGGGCCACCGACGACAUCCCCGAGGACAUGAACGCCAUCAGCACCCAGGACGAGUCGAGGUACAUUAUGGAGUCCCCCCUGUACCCCAGCUACUCCGCCCAGUUGGACACGGCCUUCCAGUGCAGCCCCUUGGAGAAGCUGAUGGACUGCCAGAAGAAGAACCCGGUCAGCGGCCUGAUCGAAUACACCCAGUAUAUGUACCAGCACUGCGAGUUCGUCCUGCUGAAGCAGAGCGGGCCGUCGCACGAGCCGCGAUUUCGAUAUUGCGUCAAGGUGGGCGAACGCAUCUUCCCCGCCGUGGUCUCGAACAGCAAGAAGGGAGCGAAGCAAAUGGCCGCUGAGGCAGCCAUGAGAGGGCUGAGUGGCGAAACCACCAGCUCACCUGCGCAGGUAGAAGCCCCGUCCGAGCCCACGCUGGACGUACAAGGUAGCCAGCUGGCCAAUCCGGAGGAGUCCAGGACGGUCAGCGCCAAAGGCGUCGGCGAGUUGAUCAAGUACCUGAAUACGAAUCCGGUCAGCGGACUUCUAGAGUACGCCCGAGCUAACGGCUUCGCCGCCGAAUUCAAACUCAUCAACCAGACCGGACCUCCCCACGACCCCAAGUUCGUCUUCCAGGCGAAAGUGGGCGGCCGUUGGUUCCUGCCGGUCUCGGCGCACAGCAAAAAGCAAGGAAAGCAGGAAGCGGCGGAUGCGGCGCUCCGAGUUCUCAUCGGGGAGAAAGAGAAGUCCGAGCACGCGGCCGAAGGGCUGGGCAUCACAGAGCUGCCGGUCAGCGGAAGCACCCUGCACGACCAGAUCGCCAUGCUGAGCCACCAGCGGUUCAACGCCCUGACCGCCCGCAUCCAGCACAGCCUUCUGGGACGCAAGAUCCUGGCCGCCAUCAUCAUGAGGAGGGGCCAGGAGGGGCUGGGGGUCGUGGUCAGCAUCGGGACAGGGAACCGCUGCGUAAAAGGGGAGGAGCUGAGCUUGAAAGGGGAGACGGUGAAUGACUGCCACGCGGAGAUCAUCUCCCGGAGGGGAUUCGUCAGGUUCUUGUACAACGAGCUGAUGAACUUUGACCCCUUGGCGCCAGAAGAAAGCAUCUUUCAGCUGGCGGAAGACAGGAAGCUGAAGAUCAAAGAUGACGUCAGCUUUCACCUGUACAUCAGCACGGCGCCUUGCGGGGACGGCGCACUCUUCGACAAGUCCUGCAGCGAGCAGGCCAACACAGCCGGGGAGGACCAGCACCAGCCCCUCUUUGAGACCCCCAGGCAAGGGAAGCUUCGCACCAAGGUGGAAAAUGGAGAGGGCACCAUCCCGGUGGAGUCAAGCGACAUCGUGCCAACCUGGGACGGCAUCCAGCACGGAGAACGUCUGCGCACCAUGUCGUGCAGCGACAAAAUCCUGCGCUGGAAUGUGCUCGGCUUGCAAGGCGCCUUGUUGUCCCACUUCAUACAUCCGGUCUACCUUCGCUCAGUCACACUUGGUUACUUAUACAGCCAAGGGCAUUUGACCCGCGCCAUUUGCUGCCGGAUGUCCAGAGACGGCAGCACCUUCGCGUCGAGGCUUCCCGCGCCCUAUCUGGUCAAUCACCCCGAGGUCGGCCGCGUCAGUGUCUACGACUCCGCGCGGCAGACGGGGAAGACCAAGGAAUCCAGCAUCAAUUGGUGUCUCCCGGACGGCACCAACGUCGAAGUCCUGGAUGGCACGAAAGGCAAAGUGGAUGGGCCCAAACUGGAUGUUUCCCGCGUCUCCAAGCAGUCCCUCUUCCAACUUUUCCGGCAGCUUUGCGUCAAGAUGGUCAGGGAAGACCUGAAGAAGUUUGCCGCCUACUCGGAGGCCAAAGAGUCGGCGGCCGACUACCAGAGUGCCAAGCAGCAGUUCUUCUGGGGCCUCCAGGAAAUGGGCUACGGGAGCUGGAUCUGCAAACCCCAGGAGGAGAAGACCUUCCUCCUGCCGGAGCCCUCUACCCCUCCCUCCCCGUGAUAGAUAGAGAGAUAUAAUUCCCACCCACCCCCCUUCUUUUUUUUUCCCCAGUUUUUAUUUUCUGCAGAAGC
Thamnophis sirtalis is the source of this 3531-nucleotide messenger RNA. Lineage: Eukaryota; Metazoa; Chordata; Lepidosauria; Squamata; Natricidae. The record is from RefSeq and is a predicted model, not a curated record.